Molecule: messenger RNA, 5046 nt
Organism: Motacilla alba alba
Lineage: Eukaryota; Metazoa; Chordata; Aves; Passeriformes; Motacillidae
Gene: TRIM25
Product: tripartite motif containing 25
Molecular function (GO): protein binding; zinc ion binding
Source: RefSeq, a predicted model, not a curated record
CCCCUCCCGUCGGGGCGGGGAUGGGACACGUAGUUUUCCGGAAAGCCCGGGCCGUAGUUUCGUUUCUCCGAGCCCGGGUUUGUUUCGGGUUCUUGGGGCAGCUGCGGACGGGGCGAUGGCGGCGUUGGAGUCGGAGCCGGGCCUGGCGGGGCUGGAGGAAGAGCUCACCUGCUCCAUCUGCCUCUGCCUCUUCAGCAGCCCCGUGACGGUGCCCUGCGGGCACAACUUCUGCGCCUCCUGCCUGGAGCUCACCUGGGCCGGCCUCUCGGGAGGCUUCAGCUGCCCGCAGUGCCGGGCUACCUUCGCGGGCCGCCCGCAGCUGCAGAAGAACACGGUGCUGUGCCGGGUGGUGGAGCAGCUCCAGGGCCGCUCCGGGACCAAGGGCGAGGAAGAGGAGGAGAAUGAGGAUGGGGAUGGGGAGGUGGGGGGGGUGCUGGCGGGGGAGCCCCCCGUGUCCUGCGACAGCUGCCGGGAGGCGCCGGCCGUGCAGACCUGCCUGACCUGCACCGCGUCCUUCUGCGCCGAGCACCUGCGGCCGCACCGCGACAGCCCUGCCUUCCGCGACCACCAGCUCUGCCCGCCGCUGCGCGACCUGCAGCUGCGCAAGUGCCCCCAGCACAACAGGCUCUUCGAGUUCUUCUGCAGCAAGCACGGCGUCUGCAUCUGCUCCCUCUGCCUGCUCGGGCACAAGCUGUGCCCCACCAGCCCCUUGGAGCAGGCAAAAGCCUCUGCCCAGUCGUUGCUGAAGAAAAAACUUGUGGAGCUGCAUAACCAGAGUGAAAGAACUGCCCGGGCAAUGAGCACGGUGAAAACAAAACAGAACCAAUCUUCUGAGACAGCUUCAAGAAAGAAGGAAUUGAUCAGAAAUGAGUUUUCAGAAGUUAAAGCUGUAAUUGAAGAAAGAGAAAAUGAGAUCAUGAAAGCAAUUACAGAGGAAGAAAAGAGAGUUUGGAAUAAGUUUGAUUAUAUUUACAGUGUUCUGGGAAAUAAGAAGAAUGAAAUUCAGUCUCUCAAAGAUCAGAUUGAGAUGGCACUGACUGAAAGUGAUGAUGUUCUGUUUUUGAAGAGAGCAGCAGCACUGCAACGAACAUCAACAAAAGAGGCUUUUGUUCCUGUAGUUGAAAUGGACCAAAAUGUGAUGCAUUCCACUUACCAGUCUGCCAUUACCCUCAAAGACAUAGUGAAAAAUUCAGUAAUUCAGAGUCGGGAGAAAAAAGAAGAAGCCAAACCUGUGAAAAUUAAGGCCCCUCCAGCAGCUCAUCUAAACAAAGCCUCUGUUGGAAAAAAGCCUCAUGGACCACACCAGACGCACAAGGAGAAAACCGUUCCUCAGGCUCAAACCACUUCACUGGGGGAGACAGAUACCACCAAAGAGAAAAAGAAGGCUGCUAAAGUUGCACCAACCACCACACCAACCGCCACACCAACCACUACAGCUGCUGCUGCUAAAGAGCUGAUUGACAGUUUCCUGAAGAAACCCAGAGAGGAGCUCUUGCAGUAUGCUGCCAACAUCACCCUGGAUUACAACACAGCUCACAACACUGUGGUUCUGGCUGAGAACUACACUAGGAUGUCCAUCUCAGACACCUUCCCAGGUCACAGGUACCACCCUCAGCGCUUCACUGAUUACCGCCAGGUGCUGGGCUUCCAGUGCUUCAAGAGAGGCAUCCACUACUGGGAGGUGGAGCUGCAGCAGAGCAGCUUCUGCGGCGUCGGCGUCUGCUACGGCAGCAUGGAGCGCCAGGGCCCCGAGAGCCGCCUGGGCAGGAACAGCAAGUCCUGGUGCAUUGAGUGGCUCAACUCCAAAAUAUCAUCCUGGCACAACGACUUGGAAAAGUGCCUGCCCAACACAAAGGCUACCAAGAUUGGGGUGCUGCUCCACUGUGAGGGGGGCUUUGUGAUUUUCAUGGCAGUGGGGGAGAAGAAUAACCUUAUCUAUAAAUUCAAAGCCCAGUUCACUGAAGCCUUGUACCCAGCCUUCUGGCUGUUUUCCAGUGAUGCUGUUCUCUCUCUCUGCCACAUGAAAGAGUAAGAUCUUGUAUCUCAGUUUAGUUCAUUUACAUCAUGGAUUAUCUGUCUCAAAGAUUGAUUGUUUGAUGCAGAAAUUAUCAUCUCUUUUAAGCAGUUUAGGAAAUCUGCCAGUUCUUUGGACUGAAUUGCUAAAGCCUUUAGAUAGUGAUUUAGCAAAAUGUUGGUGAUGGUACAAACUACAAUGGUUUGCAAAGGUCUUGAUUGCCCUGAAAUCAAAGUUAUGGUGCAAAUCCUUGUUAAGUGUCUUCAGUGGCGCCUGUGGCUUCUGUGGUUUCCUGUAAAGGAGCAACAGAAUUAAUGUGUUCAUGGGUAACAAUAACCCCUUUGAGAAAGAAACAGCAAGAAUUCCUUGACAAAUUCAGGCUUUGAGGGGGGGUCUCACUGUUGCCUUUUGGCCUGUGCACACUAUUGUCUAUACAGGUGUUCUCAGUGUAGGGCUCCACCAGAUGCUACAGAAAGAGCUGUUGAAGUUCAGGUUCUUAUGGCUGUAAGUUAUAGAAGCCGCUAUGACAAAUCUCAUCAGAAGGGAACUGCAGAGACUUCUAGAAUUGAUGGGAAAUAAGUGGUAUUAGAAUCACCAGGAAACAAAUGACAUCAGCCCAGACUCUGGGAAACAGCAGAGAGUUGUCAGGAAGACAUCCUUUAGAGCAGUGGUGUGCAUCCUGUGAUGAAGAUUGUGGGAUGAAGCAUUCUGUGUCAUCUUCUGACCCAGAACAUUCUUCACAUCUUCACACUGAAGGCUCUUCAGUGCUGGGUUUUUUUGUGUGUGCUGGGGAGUUCAGGGGGUGCAUUCCUGCUCUCAGGUUCUUCUGUUCUAAUGGUUUUCCUCUUUAUGAGGUGGGAUAUUCUCUGCUGGUGUACCUUUUGUUGUUCGGGUGGUAGAAACUGGCUUUCUUGCACGUUGUUGGGACUUCAAUUUGAGGAGUCUCAAGACAGAGUGCAAGUACUUGGAAAAUGCUGGUUCCUCUCUUCAUGAAGCCUGUGGAUAGACAGGGUGAGUCUUUUGACAUACAGAAAAUUAGCACCAAGGAGAAUAUACAUCCAUUCUUCCUGGGAUGGAUUUUUAAUUCUCCUGGUGUUCUUUGGGUUGUGGUAUGUCUUCAGAAGUUCUCACCAGGUACAGAGAAAUCUGUACUUCUUCCUUACAACUUUAAAACAAUCUCUAGGCAAUCAAGGUAUUUGGAUCUCAUAGUUAUAAUGCCUGUACCUUGUUGGUGCCUCUGGACUUUUGUGCCAGCUUUUAUUUCUUGUAGCCCAUGGGAAGCUCACACGAGAGCCUUCCUGGACUUGGAUUUAUAAAACUGCCCUUACAGGACUUGGUGAAAUAGAACACAAAGCCACUGCUCGCAGUUUGUCAGGGAAUUGUUAGAAGGCUUAAAAGAACCUCUUUUGGUUCUUUUAAGCCUUCUAACCUCUACCACUAAUGUGUAGUGUGACUACACUCCACAUUAGCCAAAGUGCUUUGGAGAGAGGCUUUCAGGAAUUCAGGCUUGGUGUCUAUUUUUACUUGGUUUGUAAACUCUUAGUACUUUGUCAAGGAUAGCACAAGUCUCAUUUCUUCCAAUUUUUUGGUCAGAAUAAGAUACGGAAUAGAUGGUGGAUCUAAAAGUGCCAUGGCUGUCUUUGGAGCAGUUUUACUCUCUGAAGGGUCUCCACUUCCCAAAGCACAUUCAGCACUAAAACUCCCAGCCUGAGCAGAAUGCUGCAAAAGGUGCACAGGGAGGCUGUGUCCUGCUGGGAACCAGCAAUGGGUGACAAACUGGGUUCUCUGCCCUUCCAGUUUUUCAGCAGUGAAAGAUAAGAGCAGUUCCCUCUGAGAAAUCCUUUUGCUGCUUAGCUGUGCCACAGGGCUGCAGAUGCACUCAGCAGGGAGGAGAACUCUGUCCCCUUGGUUGUGGACAAAAAUGUGCUCCAGCAGUCUGUGCAGUGGAGAAAGUCCCCAUCCUCUGUUCUUGCUUCUUUAAAGAGGUGUCAGUACUGGCCUCUGAGUCUAUGGCCUUCUGUGGCCAUAGUCUGGAGGGACACCCAAACAAAGUAAAGAGCAGCUUCUAUUCUGCCUCGUUGGACAAAGUGGGAUCUUGACGUGGGACACUGGUAUAGGACCAAGUAUGUGGAACACAUGAAGUGUCCUGCAUUACCAGGCAGAGAAACAAGCCGCCUACUGGGCCCCUGAUCCUGUUUUGCUUUCUUUUGUGCUAUGAAUGAUUAGAAGUCAUAGAGUGAAGUUCUGUUAAUUUGGAAUUCACAGAAUCACAGAAUACUCUGAGUUGGAAGGGACUCACAAGGAUCACUGAGUCCAGCUCUUGAGUAAUUGAUCCAUAUGGGGAUGGAAAUGGGGACCUUGGCAUUACUAGGACAAAUCUCUUUUGGUUAGCUUCAGGUAUCUUGCAUAUUUUGGAACAUUAGAGUGAUAUAACUUUUAUAAUUAAUAAUAAAUAUUAGUGUGUUUAGGAGAAAUACUAGUUACUGCAUGAUAAAUGAUCAUUUUAAAGCCUUUUCAACAUAACUGAAUUGGUUUUACUCGGGCAGUACCUGUAAGAGCUGCACUGGUUUUAAACAAGACAUAUAUAGAAGCAUAUAUUUUAAUUGUAAUUCUCUUUUUAGUAUUACGAAGAAAGCAACUUAGUCUAGAAAAAGAGCUAAUUCUGGUGUUAACACCAUGAGAAUGUGCAUUGAUUUGCAUUUUAAUAUACAAAUGAGAGUAAAUAAAAAAACACUUGCUGAAUGAAAAGAAAUGAAUGUUUAUUCUUUUCUUCAAUUAAAGACAUCAGUAAAGCAGUGUAUUUAGAAAAAGAUAUGCUUAUGCAGUUAGAAACCUGUUGAUUAUAUUGAUAUAUGAGCCCUGUACUUCAGUUUGUAUACAGUGUGUUAUUGUUUGUGGCUGUGCCAGCCCCACACAGGCAGGGCCACCACCAUGGAUUUUGUGCCACCUGGUCCUGUGCCUGUGACCACUCCAGGGGCUGGCUGGUGACUGGUGAUGGCUUGAAUUCAAUAAAAACUUACAGUAAAACUUAA